Molecule: messenger RNA, 2925 nt
Organism: Benincasa hispida (wax gourd)
Lineage: Eukaryota; Viridiplantae; Streptophyta; Magnoliopsida; Cucurbitales; Cucurbitaceae
Gene: APO3
Product: APO RNA-binding protein (DUF794)
Molecular function (GO): RNA binding
Source: RefSeq, a predicted model, not a curated record
CCCUUUUCUACCCGCGUCGUCGUUCAGAUCUGCUCCGCGCUGUUCCGGUUCGUCCUUCCAGACGUUUUCCGCCGGCGUAGCAGCUGCUAGCUGUCGGGUUCAUCCUCCUCCACCGCCAUUCCGUGGGGUUUUUGCCAGAAACUUGAAUCUGGGGUGGCCAGAGGAAAGUCGAGUAUGAUUGCUGCAUAGAGGUUGUUAUUUUGAAGAAGUGUUUGAGGAUCCUGCAUACAAGAGAUUUGGCCUAUUAUCAUCAACAUGCUGACAUGAUAAUUCAAGUGGCACACAGCUGCAAGAUUUCACCACAGUUACAAUGAGAGAUGGAAUGUAAAACAAGGUUUUUCAAAAAGUGUUUGCAGUCAUUGUUGCUGUCCACAAACAAUCUGAUAAUCGAGCUGUUGAUUGCAAAUAGCUUUUGGCCUUCAAACUCGCAUCCAGUAGCUGUUCACAAAUAGUUUGAUCAUCGAGCUCUUGUCAAACCGUCGAAGUCAUAGUCCUUGUUUGUCGUUGUCCUUCAAACUCAAUGCUAUUGCCACCAAACAUUUUCCAUUGCAAAGGUUGUCAGUCAUUAUGGGUUUCUGUGUUGAUUUUCAAAUAAGGAAUUUGUGCGUGCAUGGGACGGAGGAGAAAAAGACAGAAGAUUAUAGUCCUUUCACUCUUCGAAAGUCCCAUUAGCCUUUUUUUCCCCCCAACCCAAAUGUCUAUAUUUGGCUUGUCUUGGGCAAAUUUCACGUCAAAAAGUCUCUAAUGCGACUGACCAUGCAAAUUCAUCUCAGCCUCAAGAGUCGACUUAUUCCUCUAAAUCUCUUUGGGCUUAGCCCGUUUCACUGUUCUUUCACCCAGAUUGCAAAGAAACUUGAAUAUGGUGACGCACCUGAUCCUCCUUAUGUUGAUUUACCCAAACCCCGUGAAAGAAAGUCCAAUAGAAAACCCUAUCCCACUCCUAUGAAGGUUUUGAUUCAGAAAGCAAAAGAGGAGAGAGUAGCUAGAAAGGCCCAACCUUGUAGGAUGCUCGAACACCCGCCUGAUAAUGGAUUGUUGGUGCCUGAUCUUGUCCAUGUAGCUCAGAAUGUCUACCUAGCUUGGAAACUGCUCCGCUUUGGCAUAUCGAGGCUUGUGGAGGCCAUUCCCAUUCAACGAUGCAGGUGCAUGUUGUUCUGCUUUGAGGUUCAUAUUGGACAUGUAGGUCAUGAAAUUCGAACCUGCACUGGUGCAAAGAGUGGAUUUCGAAGUGCUAUGCACGCUUGGAGGAAGGGGGGAGUUCAAGACGUGAUCUUUUUCCCCAAAUGUUACCAUCUUUAUGAUUGUGUAGCGAAACCAAGAGUUGGACACGACGAGAGGUAUAACAUACCACGGAUACCUGCUAUAUUGGAGCUAUGCAUCCAAGCUGGUGUUGAUAUUGAAAAAUACCCUUCUAAAAGACGGACAAAACCUGUAUACAGUAUUGAAGGGAGAAUUGUAGAUUUUGAGUCGGUGAAGGAAACAAAUGAGGUGGAGACCGGGGUUUUUAUCAAGACUGGUGAUAAUUUUGUAAAAUCUUAUUUUGGGAUAGAACUUGAAGGAACCAACACAUCUUCAUUCUUAUGGAAAAUUAGUAAUACUUUGGGUCAGCAGUAUGAAGUAGACACUGAGUUAAGACAAUUGAGCAUCCUAACACUGGACUCGUGGCUUAAAAUGGUAUGCGGAGCAAAGAAAAUAAUGGAAAAGUACAUGGUACAGACAUGUGGAUACUGUCCCGAGGUCCAGGUUAGUCCUAGGGGGCAUAAGGUGAGAAUGUGUCGAGCUUCGAAGCAUCAGUCUCGUAAUGGGUUGCAUGCAUGGCAGGAAGCAACAAUAGACGAUCUUGUGGGUCCAAAUUAUGUAUGGCAUAUGAAAGAUUUGAAAGGGCCUCCUUUGGAUAACAAGUUGAAGAGAUUUUACGGCAAAGUUCCGGCUGUGGUUGAACUUUGCGUGCAAGCAGGGGCACCUAUUCCAGAUCAGUAUAGGAGCAUGAUGAGGCUAGAUGUCGUUUCCCCGGACAGUGAUGAAGUGGAUCUCGUUGCUUGACAUGACUCUUAAAAUCUUAUCUUAAAUGUUAAAAUGGGGACUUCGUGAAGUGCCCACCUCACGUUGAAAGAGGUGUUACGUUCAACAAUAUACGGACUUGGAGAUCAGAUUUGACCGUGCAAGCUCCACAACUUGUUAUGGAUAUGGGAUGGUUUUAGUGUCACUCCACUUCUAGACGGCCUGGCAUAGCAAAUGAGAAAGAAUAAAUAUGAAAAACAAAAACUAUUUGAAAAAGGUCUCUGAUUCAGAAAGCAGGGGCACCAUUCUGAAAGUCUAAGGAUGGAGAAGUAUCUAUUCUUAUGGUGGUAUAUGGGACGACACAGAAGAAUGCUAUAUUGGAUGCUGUUUGAAGGGUUUGCUAGUUUCAAGCACAUUAACGUAUAAUGAGCUGAUAAAUCUUGUAUAUGAUAACAUGUCAGUUAAUUCGACAGAGUUCAAGAUUAUAAUGAGGGUGACAUAUAAGAUAGAUAUUGAUUCUCCUCCAAUAUGCUCAUGGACGAUACUGAUGUUAAAUUUCUCCUCUCAAAGUACGAUCGUACUAGACCACAAGUAUUUGUAAGUCUUGAGGAAAUCGAAGAAACUCAUCAUGAUGCAACAUUUUAUUAUCCAGAGAGAUCAGACCAACCUAUGUGUGGAGGUGAUGUCAAUGAGCAUGAUGUUUGUCUAUCAGGUGUUUCAUUGGAAAACGACAACAUCGAUAUUAAUAUAGUGAAUGUAUUGCAUCUGAAUGUGGCGAUAGAAAAUGUUAGGAUAUGUGUAAAUAAGAAUGUGAUGAUAGAAGAGGAAGAGGUUAGGAACGAAAAAAAGACAACCCCGGUUGUUUUAGGGAGUAAUCCUUUUGUUGUGAAUGAAGAACAACCAACCCAGGUUUUUUUUAGGGAA